AUGGUCACCAACUUCAACGAAUACGUCACUGAUCCGUGCCUGUAUCAUCCUCACUCUGGCCACCGGCGCCUUGGCUGGCUUCAUCGGCACCGCUGGAUACAGCGUUGGCCUGGCUGCUGCCCCAGCCGUCGCCAUAGUAGCCGCUGCCCCAGUCGCCACUUACGCCGCUGCCGCAGCUGUCGCCACUGUAGCCACGCACCUGUAGCUACCGCUGUUGCUGCCCCAGCCAUUGCCACCUACGCCACUGCCCCAGCUAUUGCCACUGUGGCCCACGCACCAGUCGCCACAGCUGUUGCCGCGCCAGCCAUUGCCACCUACGCUGCUGCUCCACUUGUUGCCGCUGUGCCGGCUGUGACUCGAGUCGCCACCGUUUCCCACGCUGCCCCAGUCGCCGCUCAUGCCGUUGCCCCAGCUGUCGCUACUGUGGCUCAUGCCCCCGUCACCACUGCUGUUGCCGCACCCAUCACCACCUAUGCCGCUGCUCCAGCCGUCGCUGCCGUCCAUGCCGCUCCUGCUGUUGCCACCACCGCCGUUCACCAUGUCCCAGCUGUGGCCACCGUGGCUCACGCUGCUCCAGUCUACGGCUAUGGUAUUGGCAGCCUUGGCUACGGGUUGGCAACUACGGUUUCGGCCACGGUCUGCUCGGGUAUGGCCUGAACUACGGCUACGGUCUUGGCUCUGCCUACGACUACACCACUCUCCUUCGCAGAA
Messenger RNA from Rhipicephalus sanguineus (brown dog tick), 711 nucleotides. Its product is annotated as cuticle protein 16.5-like. Bases 1 to 657 code for a protein of 218 amino acids. The record is from RefSeq and is a predicted model, not a curated record. The transcript has 2 exons. Lineage: Eukaryota; Metazoa; Arthropoda; Arachnida; Ixodida; Ixodidae.